Macrobrachium nipponense is the source of this 14638-nucleotide messenger RNA. RefSeq names its product mucin-3B-like. The transcript has 8 exons. The record is from RefSeq and is a predicted model, not a curated record. The coding region runs from base 721 to 14238 and encodes 4505 amino acids. Lineage: Eukaryota; Metazoa; Arthropoda; Malacostraca; Decapoda; Palaemonidae.
UGUGCGUGUGUGUGUGUGUCCAUCCAGCGGGAAGCGGUAGCGACUAUAGUUUUCCAACCCGAGGCGUCGUCUUCCAGCUGGACCAGCUCAUUCGACAUUUGACGACGAAUGGAAAAAGGUGUCGACUAAACCUUUCGCACCGGUGAUAAGUUUUUUGUAUAUAUACACAUCGUUUUUUACUCCAAUUUGACGUUUGCGUUUCAACAGACUGUUCCUGACAGACCACAAGAAAGUGAAUUGCAUUAUACGAAUACAUUAAGCGUUUUGAGUUUUAAUAUUAACACGUUAUUCAAACAGUUUGCACGCAAAUAUUUUUGAGUUAACCUAAACGUCGUGACUUGAGUGACAUCACUACGAACAAGUGGAUGCAAACUGCUGUAAAGUCAUUCGAGUGAAAAACAACAUGACAUGGUGACCUUAAUAAAGCAAGACUCCAUAAAUAAAAUACGGUAUAUAUACUGAAAACACUAUACGAAUAAUAGUCUCAAACGAGAACAUCAAAACAGUGACAACAACGGAUUGAAAACCGACAUCAACGGAAAUUAGUAAUUCCUUGAUAAAUUAUUUACAAUACAUAAAAGAGAGACAUCAUAACGGAAACAGAUGAAGACUUAAAAAAAAAAAGGAUGAAAUAGGAGCAUCGACCUUUCCACAGUGUUAAGGAGACGUGAACAUCUGAUUAUGUGAGAGACUGACAGGAACUGAAUCAUCAUCAUCAUCAUGCAACCUAAGACGAGCUCCGUUGCAGUCAUCAUCUUCAUCGGAUGCAGUGCAUCAUCAAUGGCUUGGCCUCUAGACAACAAGCCACUUGCAACAGAAAACACCAGUCACGAAAAUUUAACCGAGACUCUUCGUGGAAGACAGCGAGACAUCGAUACAGCCUCAUUUUUCCCAGCGGACGAAAGAUGGCUGAAGGUGGACGAACAGCGGUGGAGUCAUCUCGUCAAAAGGGCCGAACCUGAACCUGCCCAGCGUGAACGUGAGGCAAGGAAACGACCCUACAUUCCUCUGAAUAGUUUGACUUUCAUGACUGCCAAUAACGAAGUCGCCCCAAUCGACUGGUACUCCCAAAACGAUACAGAUAUUCGACAGCAAAUUGCUGCCAGCAAACUGGCAGGGUACAGGAAGCCUAGCGACCAGAAAACGUCUACUUCAACGUCACUCUACAAGCCUGAAAAUUCCACCUCGACCGACGUCACUCCUAACAAAUUCUUGCUAUUUUACACCACAACUAAGAAGUCUUUGCCUCAACAUGAUAUUUUCCCAGAACCAUCGAAACACCCCACCACACACAUAACACCUAGCACAGGCAUCUACAGUUCAACUUUCCGGGAGCCUUCCCUUGCUACUCCUUCGCCCCCUAAAAGCAAUUCAUUUUUGUCAGGCUCUAAAUUAAUAACAUUUAUACCAGUUCUGGUUAGCACUACGCCUCCGCCAUACAGAAUUAGUACUCCAACUUCAAGUUCAAAUGCCUCUGGUUUACAAUCUACUUUGGAAUCACUACACCAGCAUUUAACAAACUCAAGCAGAACUCCAUCAUUUGAAUACACAACCAAAAGAUCUGCAAUACUUACCCUUAUGGACAAAGUUAUGGCCAAUCCGUCAGCAGCAGAUACAACCACAGAACUACAUUCUACAACUUCUGCGUAUCCCCUUACCUCAACAAAAUUACCUCCCCAUGCACAGACUGAAGAAAUUGUAACAUGGCCAAGCAGCAAGGCCCCUAAUAUUACAGACGGCUAUUUCACUGCGCAAUAUUUCUUGGAAGCGAAUUUUCCCAAAAGAAACUCUUCGCACUUUGGUGACAAAAAUACUACUGGUCUUGAAAUCACAUACAAAAAGCCAUCAGUCAACCAUCAAGUACAGAGGCCUAAUUUCAGUGACAUAAACAGGCUUGGGAAUAGCAGUGUGAGUUCAUUUUCUAAUUCUACAACUACACCUACUUCAGCCCCAUUGACAAUAGUAGACCAACUUGUUUUACAUGAAGCAUUCAAUAGGCUAAAAAAUCAAGAGGAGCUACUGUCUCCUCUGCAAAAUGCAAACUCGACCCUGCCAACAGUUUACUCACAGCAGGUUACUUUCAUAGAAGAACCAAGUGUGGUGGGUCUUUCUGAAAGUGCACAAACAGCAGUGACAGAAAAGGAUGAAGACUGGUCUCUUGGAUACACCAAAAUUACAGAAACUGAACCAACAACAGACUGGGUUACAAGCCCUGAACCAUCAAGUACUCCAGAGCCUCCUGAAAUAUCAACCUCUAUUUCUUCUGGAACAUCUUCACCUUAUUAUGUGCAAGUUACUCCCUUGGCAACAAAAAUAGCUGCAUCACCUAUAUAUUAUUCACAUUCACUUUUACUGCCGAACCAAAGUGGAACCUCUGAAACAAAGACAGCGCAACAACAGCCAUUACCCCAAAAAGCUGAUGGAAACGACUCUAUUAAGCCUGCCGUUGACUUAACAACUGUACCUUCUCAGCCUGCAGGAGAUACCACAGUCAGUGACUAUGAGUAUGACUUCUUUGAGGAUGAUUUAAGUGAGUACUAUGCCAUCUAUGAUAGUUAUUAUGAACAAGGAAACUUUCACGACCCUAAUGCAGGACUAACCCCUCCAAGAUUCCCUGACCUUCAGACUUUAACUUGGCCCUAUACAAGAAGCCAAACUACUAGAAGCCCAGCAACUCUUGACAAUUUACCCCAGACUUUUCAAACACAGACAGAAAGCAUUCCAAAUGAAUCAUACUUCCCAGAAUCUCAGAUUCAGCCAAAUUUUCCAUCUUAUACGUCGACUAUUCACUCAUCUCUUCCUGACCCGACAUUCUCCCCAAAUAUCUUAUAUCGUCCAUUUAUGAAAAUAUUUGAGUUUUUGGGCAAAGUUUCUAGCAAUGGCCAGCAUCAGACAUCAAUCAAAAAUGAAUCAUCCAACAAUUUACAUAGUCCUAAAGUUACAUACACUCUCAGCAAUACUCCUGUUACAGUCUCUAAUCUACUUCCUGCUUACGAAUCCUCUGCACAAAAGAUUACAACAAACACUCAAAAUCUAACUUUCCCUAAUUCAAACUAUGCCAGUUACUCCACAACUAAUUUUGAUAUUUCCCCCGACAAAAUUGAUCUGUCGGAAAUAACAAACGCUGAAAUGGGCCAACAUAAUUUAGUUUCUCAGACGCAACAAGAUGAAUCUGAUGUUAAAGUAAACCACAUUUACAACCCUUUCAACUUGCACAAUGUAGGCUUCCUGGAUACUAAGUAUAGUCCUAUUCAUACAGCUUCGACAACUACAUCUUCCAAUACUCAUCCCCCAGCCAAAGUUUAUUCUUCACAAAAUACUAUAAAACACCAAAACACAGGAGGGUUAUUAUCAGAUAUCAACACCUUUGCUCCACUUAACCCUUUAAACCCCAUCAAGUCAAGCUACAAAUUUAAUACCUACAGAGAAUUUGGCACUGGCACUGCCAAUGAUCCAGUCACAGAAAAAAUUGUUAAUUCACUAGCUUUCCAGAACUUGAGACAUACUACUAAUCAGCCUUCCAGUACUUCCCAUUCAAGUCCACUGCAAAAACGGAGCACUAUUAACCCAAUUGAUACCCCUACAUUUCCACCACAUCCAAGUUUACAAGAAGAAAAUGACUUUGAACUUUCUAAAAACAACAAUAUAUCAGUUUUACAUGAAUCACAAAAAGAUGCACAAACUAUGAUUCACAGCAAAACUCAAAAUUUUCAAGAUACCAAACUUUUGCAAAUGAAUAAAACAGAUUUCCUCAUUAAAAGUGCUGAUAAUGACAUCUCUUUUACAUUCAAAACUGAAGAUAAAAGGAAAUUAAAUCAAGCCCAAUCAAUAAUUACUCAAGAAUAUGAAACUUAUUAUAACCAUAUACUAGUAGAUUCUAAUUCUGCAAAUGAUCAACUGCUCCCUACAAAAACUCCUGAAAGCUGGUCAUCCCAAACUGAUAACAGUCUUGUCCAAGUUUCUGAAAAAUUUAGAAAUACAAGUCUUGAAGUGCUACACAGUGAACUUUCAAAACCAACUGAUGUUGCUGCCAUUGCUAAUAUGUCUCCUCUGCCCUCUUUUUCUUCCCUUCUUGAAAAGACAUCGCCAGACUCAUAUAAUACAGCAUUCACAACACCCAUUGCUACAACCAGUGACUUAAAAAAUUACAUAAGACCACUUCUUAACCUUCCACUUGACCAACAAUUUUACUACCCACACUUACUACCUGUCUCCAAAGACUAUGACAGUAUUUCAAACUCACAUGUUCCAGCUUCUAAGACUAAUUCCAAUAAAAAUUAUGAACUUUUCUUUGUUGAUACUUUCCAGGAAGACAAUGACACUGUACUUGUCUUCAGCAACACAGUAGAUAUAUUCAGGUGCUAUUUCAAGUCAUCCAAUCCAGACAACAUCAACCCUAUGAAUUUAAGCCGCAGUAAUACAGAACACUACUCUGAUGUAAUGGUUAGAGUAUGGGAAAUGGAGGGAGGACAGCUCAAUCUAGUUAACGAACAACCUGUGCCUAUUGAAAUGUUUCAGAAUACUUCUCUUACAAAUGGAGCAGUUGUCAAUCCACAAGAUGUUCCCACGAAAGUCAUGGCUAUGGUUUCUUCAACAGCUCAAGUUAACCAUCCUCUUCUUAACCCUGAAAGCUACCUUCACACACGCAGGCGAAGAUCUUCACAGAAUUUCACUGAUGAUGACCCUAAUGACAUACUUCUUAAUUUGAAAUCAUCCUCUACCACUAUGGAACAUCCUAAGGACAAUGUUUCAUCAUACACAAACCACUCUGUAAAUUCUCUGACUGAAAAUGAACCAACGUUAUUUAAUGAUAGGCUAGAAGAAUUUCGUGACCAUCAAGAAUAUAUGCCACACAAUUCAUCGAGUAACAUUAACUCUAAUGUUUCUCUCUUGCAUACCAUAAUGCCACAUUUAGUGGGACACCUUUCCUCCUCCUAUCACACAUUCCUGCAACGUCUUGGGCAAAACCCUGAGGCUGCUCAAUCACAAACUAAUGAGAAUAAUCUUUUCACAAUAGCUGCCACAGCAGGGAGGAAUAUGGAUGGAAAUGUCCCAAAUGUACAUCACUUCAAUGCAGCUACCCAUUUCAAGAAACAAAGUGAAAACCAUUUUGGAGGAGUUGGUAAUCCAGAUCACAGCAACCUUCCACUGGCAAUUGGGACAGCUCUGCAAGAAAGUGAUAUUAAUUAUCUACAGACCUUAUAUAAGUUUGCAAAUCUUCUAGCAGAUUCUUCUAACACACAACCAACCAUCCAGUCAUAUCUAAAGACCCUUUCACAAUCACCUGGGCCAAAUCAAACCCCAAGUAGGCUUCCUCUCACAAAGCAUGACUUGAACAAUGAUUCAAAUUUAAAACCAGAUGUUGAAGAACUAGCAGCAGCACAAAGAACUGACGCACAUCAGAGCCAGGAAAACUCUAAUUCCCAGUAUGGAUCAGUCUUGGAAUUUCUACCUCCUGAGCUUCCUCACAUCAACCCACUAUUAGCUUCCAAUGAAGCUUCGGGAUACAAUCCUGUGGACCUCGGAAAAGUGAUCACCUCUCUGCCAUCUAGUAGUACCUUGAUCAGAGAACAGCUUAAAAGCACACUUGCAGCUGUCACCGGGACAAACACUUUUUCAGGUCACUUGGGUAAUCAAGGAUAUGUAAGUCACAACAGCCAUGCUACUCAGAAUUCCAUUUCUGGUAAUAAUGAGCAAGCAUAUAUUCCUCAAGAAUCGCAGCAUUCUGAGGAAGGUAUUUCUUCCUUCUUGGCUCAACGUCAUUUUCAAUCAUCAGUACCAACUUCCAUUGAUGAAGCCUAUUAUCCCUAUGCUCACCAAACAGAGUCAAACCCCUCAAAUGACCACGAGUUCUCACUUUUGAAUUUAUUGCAAGGUUCAACCUUUCAAGGGCAACAACGUCCCAACAUACAGGACGCAACAUUUACUAAUUUCCAUGAUGUUCCAUCUCAAACUCAGUUUCAAAAUUUAGGACAACAGGACAGUCUGUUAAAUUCUGCAUUUGUAAAUCAAAUAGAACAGCAGCGACCAUCUGCAAUGGCAGAACUGGGGCUUCAACAACCUUUCUUAGCAAAUUCUAACACAGAUUCCCAUAAUAAGUUACCUGGUGCUCUACUUUCAGAUGCUGCUUUGUUUUCAUCUAACAACUUACUUGGUAUAUCUAAUUACCCAACCCCUCUCCUGGAUUUCAUUUUCCAAAAUAUGUCAGCCAACAACUUCCAACCACAGGAAAUUGGUCUUCGUAUCCCACAGAUUCAAGCUUCAGAGCCAGUAGGUUCUUUCAAUCCUACUGAUCCUUACAUACCAGCACUCGAUUCUUCAAUCCUAGGGGAACCCAAUGUCGCAAACCCUACAAAUCUACUCCCAGAAUCCUCAGCAUCAAUUACACCAGUUCUUGCAACCUUCACAUCAGGUUCUGGUUCAAGUGUUGCUAAUUGUCAAAAGAAUGCAGGCUGUAUACUCGGUUUAGCUGGAUUGGCAAGUUUGGGAAUUUCAAAAGCUCUUCUUUUGCCUUUCUUUCUUGGUCGACGAAGACGACGAAGGCACAGCCCAAAUUUAACUUCUCCUCAUAUUGAAAACUUAAAGGCGGCGGCAGAUUUUCACCCUCUGUUCCCCAAUUCCAUAAAUCAAGAUAGCUUUACAAAAGAUACCCUAAUGGAUGACAUUACAAAAAUAAAUCAUUCCAGUAUUAAUGCCCCACAAGAUAAUGAUCAGCCAGAUAUACUGGUCAAACUACUGGCCUCUAAAAGAAAUAUGCCAAAAGAAAGAGAACCACUUGAAGACCUAUUUUACCGCUUACCAGAAAACCUCCAAUUGACAUUUAUGAAGUAUACACUGGAAGUUCUUUCUCAAAGAGAAAAGACACACAGUACAACUUGUAUUCAAGAAUGUACCUCAACAUACCACCUAAAAGGGCAACAAAAUUCAAGUUCUAGACCUGAGGGUAUAAAGGCAAGUACUCCACUGAGUCAUCAACAAAAGAUCCCAACUGUUACACAAGAACACCAGGCAACAACGCUCAAUCUAUGGGAGAGUCCAACAGAAGUGGCGAAUACCAAACAGAUGAAACUUACAACAUCUCAACAUACAGGAACCAAGUCCAGGCCACAACAAGAACUUUUCAAUUCUACAGUGAGCUCAGAAUACUAUGUUCAAAGUUUGCCAGUUACAGCUCAUCAUCAUGUACAUGACAUUCCUACCACAUAUUCUCAAGAAGAUUCCAUUUACACAACUGUCCACACACUCAAUGAUAAUUAUGCAUAUCCACAUGCAACAUGUCAAACUCAUGCUGCAAAACUUCAGGAUUUAAAGAAUAAUUAUACAUCAGAGCCUUUGGGAGAAACAUCAAGCUAUGUCACAAUAUUUGAGGACACUGAAUCUGCUUUCACAACAGAACCACAGCAAAAUGUUCAAACUCAUGCUACAAAACUUCAGGAUUUAAAGACUAAUUAUACAUCAGAGCCUGUGGGAGAAACAUCAAGCUAUGUCACAAUAUUUGAGGACACUGAAUCUGCUUUCACAACGGAACCACAGCAACAUGUUCAAACUCUUGCUACAAAACUUCAAGAUCUAAAGAAUAAUCUUACAUCAGAGCCUUUGGGAGAAACAUCAAGCUAUGUCACAAUAUUUGAGGACACCAAACCUGCUUUCACAACAGAACCACAGCAAGAAGUUCAAACUUUUGCUACAACCAGUUCUCUAAGUGAUAUAUCUGUUUCUACCUUGAAACAAUCAGAGUUACUCUUUAACCAAGGGAAACCUCAUUUGCUUACAAAGCUAGACGUUUCUUUUCCUAAUUCUCAAACCUCUUCUAAAGAAACAUUGUAUUCAAGCACAAUGCAAAGUCACGCAGAUAACAUUACUACAAAACCUGCAUAUCAAGAGUCAAGCACCACUUUUGCAUUUCCAAAUGCAUCAAAUUUCAAGGCCACAGCUCUCUUCCUCUACCAUGUCAAAUGGAUCAUAUACACGAUGACUCAAGGAGACGUUGUUCCUACUGGAAUACCCAAUGAUUCAACACUGAAUCCAACAACAGAAACAGAAACCCAAGUCUCAAUUUCUUUCUCUGGAUCUGAGGAUGAAGUGUCUAGCUACAGUCAAUACACUGAAUACAACACAAUUGGUAUCCCAGCAGAGCCAGCAUUGCCUGUACUCAACAGUCUCUCUGGUCCUCACAAUCAUGAAUCAGACUCUGUUCUGAAUCCUCAACAGUCCUCUACUACUUUACCACAAGGAGAAAAAAUACUACCUCAUCAAACUACAGUAUUCACUCCUAUAAAAAAAAAUGGACAAACUACAGCCAGCUUUCAAGCAGAUUCUUCAGAAUCUGAAGAAGCCUCCAAUUAUGAAGGACACUAUGACACACUUGUUACAAAUGAAAAGGAAUCUUAUCAUGUAACCAGUCCUCAAAGCCACAUAACUGUGUCAAGUUUAAAACAUCAGCAGCUUCCCAACAGCUUUGUAACCUUAAAGGAUACAUUAUCCCCACCUACAAAAAGACCGCAGGUUUUAUCUCCAAAUUUCCAUUUAGAAUUUGGAAAUUCUGAAUUUCCAAGCUCAAAAAAGCCACAGACAACAACCAAUGAGAACAUGAUAUCCCAUUUUCAAGAAGUAUCUACAGAAUCAUCUAGUUACACGGAGACAUUUGAAUACCGGCCACCUCAUACUGAAAGACCUGCAUAUCCUACAGUGGGGUCUGUUCUUGAUUCACACAGCAAUAAACCUAUUUCAAUAGUAGAGACCCCGCAGUACUUCUCAAGCCAUGUGAAAUUAGAUGGAGAAUUACUUCACCAAAAUAAGAAACCUGGAAGUCAUUCCCUAAGUUCUACUUUAAAUCCCCCAGAUAAAACCACAGAAAAAUAUCCUACAUUAAAUAAAGGUAAUCAAGAGUUUACUUCUACAACAGAAUAUAAGGUGGAGCUUUCCAGCAUUGAAGGAACUGAAAGUUUCAAACCUCAGCAGCUUUUUAACAGUUUUCCAACCCCAAAGGAAACAUUAUCCCCUCCAAAUCUUUAUGAAGCAACAACAGUUCCCACACACACAUUACAAAUUUCAAGUUAUGAUCACACUACAAAAAACAGUGGUCUUAUACCAAGCUCGCCUCCUCAUGAAGAAUCAACAUAUUUUGGUAGCGUUGAAUACAGUGACCACGAUAUUACUAAAGAACCACCAAGUGUGUCUGAAACCCUUCCCCUUCCACUUCUUAAGUCUCAGCAUUUGGUAUCUGGGCAUCUGAAACCCAAGGACAAAGUAGCUUCAUUCAUAUACAAACCAACCCAACAUUCAUAUGUCUCUGAAGUAGAAGUUCACAACGAAGAACCAAGUAUUACAAAGGAACCGCAAGUACUACAAGAAAAACCUAAUUAUUCUACAGAAGUCCAUCAUCUACUUUCUAGCCAUUCUCCAAGCAUUCAAGAACUGUUUAAUCAUGCGGACAAAAAUCAGUACCACGAUACACACUCAUCAACAAUACUUUAUCCUUCUACUACCAAUUCCCCCUUCAAACCUAUAAACACUACAUCUAAAUUUCAACCUCAUAUAUCUAGUUUCAUAAGACCACUAGAUAUUUCAUCCACUUCAACUUCAAGUUCCCUAUAUCUUGAUAUCACUUCAACCUCUGAACCAGUGCCCCUCACAUCAGGUUCUACUCUGAGUCAACACCACACUACUAAUUCCCUCCCUCAGACUCAAGUGUCUAGCUCUAUUUCUCAUGUCCAGGAUUCAACAAAUCGACCUCAAGAUGAUGUUGAUCAUGAAAAAGACUACACAUUAUUCAUCUCAAGUUCAAGACCUCAACAGAUUGGAUACAUUGACAAUCCAAGUCCUGAGUAUCAUAAUAUAAGUCCCUCUCUAAAGCCAGUGCAACAAAGGCCUGACUCUGAUACAACUAAUCAUCAAUAUAGGGUAGAUCACAGUCACAAACCACAGCCUAACAUACCUAAUUAUACUCAGUCCAGUCACAAACCACUGCCUAACAUACCUGAUUAUACUCAGUCCAGUCACAAACCACAACCUAACAUACCUAAUUAUACUCAGCUCAGUCACAGACCACAACCUAACAUACCUGAUUAUACUCAGUCCAGUUACAAACCACAGCCUAGCAUACCUGAUUAUGCUCAGUUCAGUAACAAACCACAGCCUAACAUACCUGAUUAUACUCAGUUCAGUCACAAACCACAGCCUAACAUACCUGAUUACACUCAGUCACAUUCAGUUAACAAUAAGGAUGACCAACAGGUCAUAGUUAAGGUCUGGAAUCUUGUGGAUGGUCAAUUACAGCUUUCUGGCAGUCAGAAGGUUCCUAUUUCUGAACUGGAAAAGGCUGGUAUCUCUCUCAAUACAAAAUCUACAAAACACGAUGAUGGCAACAUAUACUAUUUCAAUGCUGAUGACAUUACAGAUCAUAAAAACUCAGAUGUGAGUAUUAACCAUUCCUAUCAGGAAGGUAUUAAGAUAACAACUCUGCUGCCUUCUAGAUUAGAUGAAACUACAGCUCAAGCUAUCCCAUCCGGUUUCACAAACUUGCCCCAUGAAUUGGGUCUGAAUGCAAAUUCACCAUCUAAUCUGGACAAACCAAGUACUACACAACUCCUUGACAAAGAUUCUAGUUUCCUUUCAACCCACAGCUCACCUGAAAGGUUUGGUAAUAAAGUUCAAAGUUCACAAUCCAAUUACCAAGAUGAUUUUAAGAAACUACUCCAGUUACACAUGCAGAAAAAAGAGCCUUUACUAGAUGCUGGACAUGAAGCUAACCUAAAUUCCAAUCUACAGCCAAACAUAACAGUCAAUAUAUUUACAACUUCUGCUUCUCCUGUGUAUUUUCCUUCAGCUUCUCAACAACCUUCACUCUUUACCACUCCUUCCUUGCCAAUAAACAAUCAGCAUGAAAAUUUAGUACUUACAUCAGAAAUACAUAAACCACACAUAUUGCAUCCUUUGAGUUCAUCAAAACCAAAUCCUACAGUUUCAUAUGGACCUCCGCUUCCAGUGGGUUACAAUUUUUACCCACCUGCAAAACUAGAUCAUAAAUUAGACAUUUCAUCGCCAACAUACACAGAUGACUCGAGUAAUUCAAACUCUGACUCAAGUUUUCCCGAUUAUUCUCUGGCAUACAUAGGUGAAGAAAGUGAUUCACCAAGUUCUACUUCAGCUUUACAUCCUUUUCCCUCUCCACUGAAUGCCAACACAAACAGAAACACAGUAAAGCAAGGACUUCCAUUCUUGCAACAUAAUCCUGAAGACAUAUAUAACAAGGGGACUGGUAUAGCUAAACCACCAGUAAUUCCCCAGUAUAAUAUGCCUAAUUCCUUCCCACAUCAAAACAUUCCAUAUGCAUCUAUACCUCAUACUAACUUUGAAUUGCUUAAACAAACACAUGUAACUAAUCCCCACCCACAGCCAGCUUCUUUCUCACAAAGUAGUAUCCUGCAUAACUUUCCAAACUUGAAUGAACCGACUCACAAUGCAGGUGUUUCUUAUGUUUUAAAUGAUACCCCACAGAACUAUGAUGAUGCCACUAAAAGAGUCACACAAACAUCAAAAGCCCAACAGAAUUUGAAUUUCAAGCUUCCAAUUAUCCAUUCCCCUACACAUGAAGCUUCUAGCAUAUAUACAAACAUACCAGGACAAACCUAUAUUAUCAAUCCAACUAAAGAAUAUAAUUCUCUUCCUCUGCAUCCUCUUUAUCACAAUUAUUUCCCAGGCACGCCAGUAAAGGAACCCGUCUUCAGCUCAUUUAUUCCUCCAUCAAGGAAUGGUCCAUCAUCCAGCAAUGGCUCAUCCCUGGGAUUUUUCACUGUAUCAACAAAGGCUCCAGUAGCAAUGGCAACAAGUGUAAACGAUUACCAUCAUAACUUUCCUCAAGUAACAGAAAAAACCACUACCGAUCACUAUGUCAAGCCUGCCAACGAACUGAUAACAUCAGAACCGUCUCCAACUACACAGGCUUCGUUAACCAGUUCUCUCAUCCCACAGAAUGUUGUUACUGAUGAUGCCAAGACCAAUCCCUCACCAAUGCUACCAGUAAACCUAAACAAAACACACAACAUGACAAGCACUCCAGUUACUGAAAACAAUGAAAAACCCAGUUAUCAAGAACCUGACUCUAAGAAUCCACAAUAUUUGACAUUCGAUAACAACAGUCAUUUUACUAACAAACAGUCUCUUAACACAAGUGAAGUAAAUUACCAACAAAAUCUACACCUCAAACAGGCCCCCAUCAUACUUCAGAGUGGACACAAAAACCAAGAAAACUCAUCAUCUUCACAGCAGCCAACACUGCCUCCUAGUGCCUUUGGAGGAAUAGGCAACCCUGCAUUAUUGGGAAUACCAAUUGACUUACAACAAAACAACGGUUAUGCUGCCCCAACAGUAAAACCCAAAAAUUCCAAGCCAUUUCAAGCUUUUGGUGGGGUAGGUAAUGAUGCCUUAGAGAAUUAUCCUCUUUAUGUUGGGGGAAAUUUUGACAAAACUAAUGAUCCCAAUAGAUUUAUCGCACUAAAAAAUAAUAAUCCUCUUAUUCAAAAUAGGCCACCCAGUAGUAGUAGUAGUACAAGUAAUUCAGCAACAAGUCAAGUGUACCAUCCACAAAUUACCUCAGGCCAGGUAAACAACAGCCUUAACCCUCCUGGAAGCAUCUUCAGGAAUUAUGAUCAAAUACUUUCAGACCUACAAGAGCUAGAAACACUGGAAGCCCUCCUGGUUGAGCUGGAAGCCUUUGAGCCACAAACAGCUGAAACAAUACGAUUAAUAGCAAUUGAAUCGAUAUUAGCAAGGAACCCUUCUUUGGUAGAAUACUUAAUUUCAUCACAAACAAACAUUCAAGAAUCACGAUCAGAACCUGAAUCAACUGAGAGAACUGAAUAUGUAAGGUCUAAUGAGAAUAAAAAUUUAUAUAAUUCUUCACCCAUGUACGACAUCCCUCCAGAACUUCUAAAAAAAUUCAUAAACAUUCACAUAAAAAACCAAACAAGGCACACCAACAUCCAAAAGGAUUAUACAAAGGCCCAAAGCAACAUGGAAGGACCUCUUCACAGCUUAAUUCAAGGAACUGGAAGCACACCUCCUUCACUAGUGGAGCUUCGAAUAGCUCUUCAACAGCAUUUACAGCAUUCAAUACCAUUGAACACAAAUGGAAAUAACAGUGAGAAUCAUACCGUCAACAUCACCCACUAUGCACCAGUAAGACUGCCUGUGCCAGCAACACCAUCUGUACCAGCAACAGUGCUUGUGCCACAAACACUGCCCAGUGUCCUUGCAGUAACAACUAGCAAUGAUAACCUGUCUUCAGAAAUUUCAUUACCAACAGAACAGGUAAGCGAUGAAGCUAUGUUGCAGUGCCUCAGAAGCAUGUGGUGCUCUUUUGGUCUAGCACUAACAGUGGGUGUUGGUGCUGCCAGUGCAGUUGCAGCACCCUUUGUGACACCUGCCCUGGGGAGGAAACGAAGGGAAGUAGCAGAAGGACCUGUGGAUGAUACUCACAAUUACAUUAAUACCUCCAACCCAACAGUUAACCUUUACGCUGCAUUGGCAAAAGACCUGAUGAAUCAUUCGAAAAGUGAGGAUAACGAAAGAGAGGACGGACAAGAUUUUGAUAUACUGCAGCAAAUUUAUCAAGAAGAUAUGACUGGAGUGGUUAAAUCCAUACUGUUAGCAUUUAACAUAACGAGUGAACUGUACUUACCCAAUGCAAUUCUUUUAAAUAUGUUUAAUGACAUUAACAGAGAAAACAAUACGACUAAGCAGGGAUUAGAAGACUCUCAUAACUUUGACAAGCUACCUGUUUCUCACAGUGCUCUGGACGUUAUAGAUUCCCACAUCGAAAACCAAGUAAAGCAAAAUUCUACCUCCCACUUAACCAGCAUCCUGUCUGUCAGCCCUGUGAAGGACGUGGAAACAACUCUCCACACUACUGCAGCGGGGUCAACCAGUACGACGAAAGUGGUUCCUAAGGCCAAAAAGAAAGGAGACCAAUGCUCCGAAAAUGAUGGGUGCUCUAUAGGCGUUGCUCUAGCCAUAGCAGUGGUGCCUUUUCUAGCAGCUCCACUCUUAAGGAAGAAGAGGAGAAGAAUAGUUGGAAGAGAGAGGUUAGAAGAUGAUUUGACACUCGAUGAAAUAUUUCCUCCAGAGCUUCAAUCUCUGCUGCCUGAUUUGGAAAAUGGACUGAAUAUUCACAAGCUUUUUAAGCAAGAUGUCAGUGCUUCCUCAAUGCCAGCAAAUGUCAGCAAUGACGGAAAUUGAAUGAAGUGUGAAUUCAGUACCCAUGAAUUCAUCUAAAACUUAGUAGUGCUAAGUAAACUACUCGUAUUCCAGCUUUGUGAACUCAAUGAAACCUAGGGGAACUUUACCAAUUCGUGGGCAUUAAUGUAGUAUAUAGUACUUGAUCAUAAGCCACUUUAUUAUACUUAAAGCAUGUAAAUACACACAGCUUAUAUAUACACUAUGCAUACGAGCACAGGGGCACACUGCUUGUUCACUGAGAAAUUAAUGAACGCCAAGAGACAGAGCUUGUAAAAACAUAACAUUAUUCAAAAAAAUAAAUAAAUAAAAACAUUUUUAAAUACUGUAUAUACAAAACAAGGCAAAGAAACCAUAGACAUUAUGGGAAAAUGACUAAGGGUUCCAACUGCUUACCUAAAGC